GGGGUUUGUGUUUGUGAACUACUCACUGAUUGGCUGAGGAGCGCGACGUGUACAUCACCCUGCUUCAGGUCUCACACAUGUGACACUGACAUCUGCGCGUGUGUGCGUGUGUCCGCGGUAUGGCCACCAUGCACAGCUACUGUCUUCUCCACACUCUCCUCAUCCACUUAUGAUGACGACUGCAAGGCCACGCUUUCUCUGUCAACAUAAAGUUGAAUUAAAGGCCCACUGAAGCUGUGACAUCUUUGGAGAACCUGGUAAAGAAGCAGGAAGCAGGAUGAAGUCCAAAGGAAAAGCUGUGAAAUCAUCCUGGUCUGACCCAGAGCCAGAACUUGAACCAGACACGGAACCGGAACCUGGCUCUAGUGAGCAGGAGGGAUCCGAGGCGUCCAUGCGGAUUGGCUGCUCCUGGAGAGGUUCCUUGAGGAGCCGGGAGGGCAAGCGGCAAGGAGGACCCAGGGGAGGUCGCCGGCGCCGGCAGCACAGCUCCACCACAAAGGAGCGCAGCAUCCGACGUCUGGAGAGCAACGAGCGGGAACGCCAGCGCAUGCACAAACUCAACAACGCCUUCCAAGCAUUACGCGAGGCCAUCCCACACGUGAAGACGGACAAAAAGCUGUCCAAGAUUGAGACACUGACGCUGGCAAAGAACUACAUCAAGGCCUUGACCUCCAUCAUCCUGGACAUGUCGGGGGCCUGCCUACCUGCUGGCGAGGUCCCAUCGGAGGCCAGUGCCGCCAAGCUGCUCCAGUGCUACCAGCAACACCUGGAAGAGGAAGGUGAGGAGGGUCUCACACAGUACCUCACCCACGUGCACAGCUUCAGCCAGCGCAGCUAGCAGAUGAGGAAGCUGGUCUCCAGGCAGCGGGAGAUUAGCGUGGACUUUUAGGGGCCAAAUGAUAUCUUGUUCCUGCAGGUGCACUGCUGUGGGAUCCAGUCAGGAAGGAGGUGUACUGGUGAGGAACCCAGUUGACUUUACUGCAGCACUUGAACACAGCAAGUGGGCUGCUCUUCAUGCAACAGGCAGUAUGAAGGAUGAACUUCAUUUGAAAGGGCUAAAUGUUUGGACUGUCCUGUUAAUUUUUAACUUCUUGGUUCGGAAGCUGGGAAUUCUUCCUCUCCCCUGUUUUGUAAUUAUGUGAUCUUUUGCGUCGGUUGAAAAAAAAAUUGCUGAGCAUAGCCUUCAGUCACAACUGUUGGAUGCAGAAAGGGAACACAGACAUUUAAAUGUACAUGUGUUUGCUCAUUUGCUCACGAUGAGGAUGAUCUCCCAUCCCGCUGAGAACACAAAUGACUUGUCUGACUUGUCUGCAAAGAUGUUGUUUCAAGAGUUAGGUUAUUUGUAAUGUCCUGAGGCAGGACAUUAUACUGAAGAUGCGCUAUCAAUAAACAUAUAUUUAUUGACUGGUAUUGGAUUGUGCACCACAUGUGUGACAUAAAGAUGUCACUUCAACACAGUAACAGACCAUAAAUUCCUCAUUCACAGAAAGCAAUACAUGCCCACAUAUAAUUUCUACGUAUUAUUUUCAAUUGAGUGUGAAAUGUUAGCAGUCAACAUGCUACAUAGGGCUACAAUUUUACAACAAAAAUAUUUUUUAGACCAGUUCUGAGAAUGGAGUUUCCCCUUAGCAUUGCACAUACUCCAGAGACAAUUAAGAUAAAAAGUGGUCAUAAUAAUGUCUAAAAAUAAUCAGACAUCAGCUUGUCGACGUAAGAAGUAGCCACCAGAUCAAUGCAGGAAUUGUGUGUAGUAUUGAACUCAUGGCAGGUGUGAAAUGACCCACCCGAGUAGAUGCGUGUAAUUAGUAAUAUUAAUCCUGGUACUUCAUUUCACUCUUUACACAAUUAAAAUCCACAGUUUAUUGAGCGCUGCGCUUAAGGGUAUUUGUCUUAACUUUUAAAAUUUCCCACAAAGACUUGGUAGCUGCUUCUGGUGCAGCAGCCACAUUUGGACAACAGGUGAGCAAACAGUAACUAUACACGAUAUAGCAACAAAAAUGGAACUGAAUACUAUACACAUCUUGAUGCAACGUAAAUCAUACCAUUGAAAGUCAUACAGACGUUAAGUUUCCAAGGAAUGCAACAGUAAAAUGUUCUAUAAAGGCAAUGAAAGGUUGGUAUGACUCUAAACAUCUGUGUUACUAACAGAUUGGGGGAUCCUCAGGGGUCUGAGCAAGUGGGCCGUCUAGGGAAGGGAGACAGAUUCGGGGCGGCUCCAUGGCAUUCCCUCGAGCAGUGAUGUGGUCCCACCCACCCUAGAUGGCAAGAGGACCAUAAUAUUACUUAAUGUAUGCAAAAAUAAUUGCUAAAAAUCUCACUAUUCUGAAUUGUAAGUAAUUACUUAAAGUAAGUAAUUGUAAUGAUUUUAACUGGGUUCAUUAAGUCACAUGGAGUAGCAGUAGUAGUAGUGUAUUUUUAUGUACUCUCGGCUUUUGUGAGUGGGGGAAUGCCUUGUGUCUACACUCCAGUCGUUCCUUACCCCAAUUCCAUAAUCCCAUGACUGCCCUUUGGGAUCCAUGGGAUGGAUUCCAAGUCGAUGGCACACUGUCCCACGACUCAGGCUGUGACUGCCUUGCACCUUGUCUGCUAUGAUCCACACCUAAACCCACACCACAAUCAGCUUCCACACAACACAUGGUUUCAGUCAUACUUUUGAAUCAGCACCAGUUAUGUUCAUAUUACAAGGGAAGAUGGCACCUGCCUUUACAAACAUAAUGUGUCGUUGUUUGACUGAUACGAUAAGAGAAGUAUUCAUUCAACAACUGUGUAUUUUCAUUAUUGUGGAUGUUAACCAAGAGACAGUCCUGGUAUGCUGGCACUAACCUGAUCCAUAGGCCCAACAGAAACUUUGCGCACAUUAUUAGAUACAAACUCCCACGAGGAGCCCUGAGGGUAGCUGGGAGUCAAACCCUUCCGGUACCAUAAGUUACCUGAACAGAAAACAUUACAAACAUGGUUAGAAAUAGUAUGAAAAUAGACAUGACUGAGGCAAGUAACUACAGUAAUUGCUCGUUUAUCGCGGUUAAUUGGUUCCAGACUCGACCGUGAUAAGUGAAUUUCCGCGAAAUAGGAAUUGUUCUUUGUAAAUGGAAUGAUUUCGUAUUUAUCGCAUAAAAAAACGGUUUACGAUCUUUUAACAUUAUUAGAGCCAUCUAGACAUGAAAUAACAACCAUGUAGUCACCUUUACGUUCGUAUUACCCAGUAUAGCAGAUUUAAGACAGUUUACCUUGUAGGGGAGCAGAAUCAAUGCCGGAGAGGAAGUGACGUUGGGGGUUCAAGAGUUGAGUUUUAGCUUGUUGUGGGCUAUGGCCCCAACAGAAUCCAUGUUACUAUUAUGAUCAGGAUUAUUAUUGUUAUGUUAUUAAUAUUAUUGUGCCUGUUGUCAGAUAAUUUAAACCUGCAAUAAAACCCUGUCUGUUCAAAAUUCAAGAUUCAAGAGUUUUAUUGUCAUAUGCAUAGUAAAACAGGCAGUUAUACUAUGCAAUGAAAUUCUUAUUCUGUUGAUUCUCCCAAGAAAAGAAAGAAAACACAAGAAAAAAAUAAGAACAUAAGAAACAUAAAUACCAAUAAAUUAAGCAACAACAACAGAAGAGACAUUAAUACAAAUAAAUAAUACAAAUAAAUAAAUAAAUAAAAGUACUACGAGUGUGUGCGUAUGUUGCGUGCGGUGUGUGUGAGUGCUUCGUUGAGAAGCCUGA
Dunckerocampus dactyliophorus (ringed pipefish) is the source of this 3699-nucleotide messenger RNA. It is a transcript of the gene bhlha15, whose product is annotated as basic helix-loop-helix family, member a15. Gene Ontology annotation, molecular function: protein dimerization activity. The transcript has 2 exons. The record is from RefSeq and is a predicted model, not a curated record. Bases 278 to 838 code for a protein of 186 amino acids. NCBI's taxonomy places the organism in Eukaryota, Metazoa, Chordata, Actinopteri, Syngnathiformes, Syngnathidae.